CAUUAACAGAAGCCAACAGCUUAUCGAUAGCAACAAAGGGCCCGUGUGCCGGCGUACCCUUUUUAGAUUAGUGUUCGGUUUGGAGUGGGGAGGCGCAUAAUUGCCCACCUUGGCUUCUUCCAAGGCGAAACGGAGUUUGAAACUUGAUUUCUUGCUCGCGUGCGGAGGAAAUUGAUCUUUUCCUUCAUCUCCGACUGAAACUCAUCUGCCAGCUUUGCUUGCUUUGGAGAGCAAUUGACAUCUCCGACCAGCAGCUAUCGGGCACUGAUCGCUGCUGUGGAAAGCGAGACAGCGCGACGCGGGGAGGAAAAGUUUUGCCUUUUGGUCGUUGCUCACAACAACACGUUGCCUCGAGGACCAGACCAGGAGCGAGCGCCGACGACCGAGAUAGCAAGUUGCCUUUGAUUAGGUGAAUUUGUUUGGUGAAGAAAGACGAAGCAGGCGAGGACGACGACGACGAAGAACGCAGCGGUACGAGCCAACACAAAUAUCGCCGGCAUCAGUGAAAACACAUCAGGCCGACAGACAAGCGAACAUGGCGGAACAGUUUAUCGGCUUGCACAUGAAGGUGGUCCUUCGGGAUCCUCCUGGCUACUGGAUCACCGGAACUGUGCGAAAUGUGGAAGCAGGAAACAGCUUAACCCUCACUAAUGUGUUUAUUGCCGCCACCAAUAUGCACACUACGCAGAUGACAAUCAAUGCCCACAACAUUGCAGACCUCUCGGAAACUGACUACCAGCCUACGCCCGACUUGGUUUCACCGCUGUACAGCCAGCGCGCGACACCAACGCCCACGCAGGCUGCUUUCCAAGAUCCAGCGAUUCUCAGCAUGGCUCGCGCACCGGCUCCCAUAACACCGUCUAGGGCACCGGAAGAGAGUCCGGCGCCAAGACAACCUGGCGUGCUGCAGGGUGUCGAUUUGCACGGAAACGGCGGCAAGCUACCGCAGACCAACAUUCUAGACGGGAUGAAGGGUUUGGGCUUGGAGCCAAAGGCAUUGACCCCUGACACACACAAGAAACGGACCCGGCGCAACAACAAAUCGAGAGGCCAAAACAACUUGGAGGAAAGCCACGUUCAAGGAUCCCCUGUGCCGGCCCACAAGAACCACGGCAAGGGCUGGCGCCAAACCCCGAUUCUGCAAAGUACCGCUUCCUUCCAGCCGUUCAAGUCGCUCAAGAAUGCCGGCAAAGGCCAAAAGAUCUUUACCGAAAAUGGAUGGGCGUCGGAAGAUGUCACCGAGGAGAUGGGAGAGUUUGACUUUGAGAACAACCUCGCCAAGUUUGACAAGCGGACCAUCUUUGAUCAAAUGAGGCGCGAUGACGAAAUUGACGAUGCCGAUCGACUAGUCUCACACAACCGCAAGCCAAAGCCCGGCACUGCUGGCGGCAAGAACCUUCAUUAUUCCGAGAAUGUGCUGGAUACGCCCACGGUUGCAGCACCGGCAGCGGACUUUUGGAACAGCGAAGCUGAUGUGGAUGGCGAACCAGACGAACGCUUGGGAGGUCGGGACCCGCGCAAUGGCGGCAACCAGCCAAUGCGCCGAACCGACAGCAAAUCUGGGCCAUCUCGGCGAUCACAGUCUCGCAAGGCCAGCACGGUGGUAGGCGGACAGCCAUUGGCAAGAGUAAACUCGAGCACGCGCGGAGCUGCGCUCCCGUCGCGGCGGUCUACUCCUCGCUCCGGCCAUCGAAGCGCAGAGAGGCAACAUCAGCAAUACCAGAACCAGCAGCCUGGUUUGUAUCUCUUCCCCUCUCAGCGACGAGUAGAGGCGAUUUCUACGCUGCAGAUGCUGAACCUAGAAAACAUUGCGGCCAACGAGCUCGGCUUCAGCGAAGGUCUUAUGGCAGAGAACGCUGGACGAGGUAUAGCCGAAGUCGCGAUUGAGGCCAUGUCGGAUCCUGCACUCAAGGUUCGGUAUGAGCUCGCCGCGGCGGCAGAUGCCUCUAUCAGCGGCGGAAGCAAGAUUGUGAUUUUGGCAGGCAACAACAAGUCAAGUAUCCGCGCGCUUGCGGCCGGCCGCCACCUGCGCAACAAGAACUACGAGGUUGUGGUUUGCCUGGUGGGCGUGGAGCGAGAGAAGGAUCUCCUGGAGGACCUGCGCCGACAAGUACAGCUCUACCGCAGCUUUGGCGGCAAGGUGCUGAACAAGAACGACUUUUUCGAGCAUUUGCGGCAAUCAACUACGUCUGGCGGCGGUGGUGUUACAGUUGGUGGCGCAGCCGCAUCGGCAUCUGUGGCUCUUAUCAUUGAUGCGCUCCUGGGCCUGACCAUUUCCUUUGAGGAGCUGCGCAUUGGCGACCAAGCCAGUGUAUACGAGCUGAUGGAAUGGGCUAACCGUAAUGAGGCGUUUGUGCUGGCCGUGGACGUCCCGUCAGGCAUUGAUCCUACCUCUGGCAAAGAGGCCGUCAUUGAUGGUGGUCAACUCUUUGUUAAACCGCGAUAUGUGGCAGCUAUUGGAGCGCCAAAGAAGGGACUCCUGGAAGCCGUUGCUAGCCAUGCAGAGGGCGAAGGCGAGGCACAUGAGGAAUGGAAGAUGUACGUUGUUGAUCUGGGUCUGGGUAAUGCCGUCUGGCGCAAAGCUGGUGCCAAGGUGAGAAAGGGCGUCGACUUUGGCGGCGGCUGGGUGGCUGAGAUGCGAUAUGUUGGCGUAGUAGAAGCCGAGGAUGAGGAUGAUUGAGCACAAAAAGAGGAGGAAGGCUGUUUUCUUUUGUCUGAUUUGGCGCUGGCGUUGGGAUGGGACAAUUCUUUUUUUACUCUCUGUUGUUUGAAAAAGCUCGACUAUAGUAGCAGCAGCACGAUGCGAUAUCCCUAUACACUUUUGUCUUUUUAUUGUUUGUUUGAUAACCUAUACUCUUUUUUGUCUGAUAAUUUAUAUGGUAAUCUACACAUCUGUCCGUUUUGUGAGAUCUUCUACAGGCCAUUCCGAGUCGUAGUAGGCAUUUCUAACGGCGUUGGGUUGGGCGGUACGCUGAGGUUACGCUAGGAGGCGAUGCGCCGGCCAAGGCUGAGGUGUCGUCACGGAAGGCUGGACAGGUUUAUGAAAUUAGACAAUCGAUCCAAGGGUUUCCGAGACCAAUGAACACAGUAUCACAUAUCCCGGCACUUGUUUUCUACACAAGUAUCGUUGGAUGUUAGCGGCGCAUUCGGCUAACACCAAGUAUUUUAUACAGAGAAGCGAGCGAAUGCUUGGCAAACAUCACGUGGGGGUAUCCUGGCGCCCAGGAAUCCGUUCGAUCUCCCUUAUUGAGAUUUCUUGGCAGAGAAGGUUUGCUGGAAGGGCGCUAGGGAGGUUUGAAAAAAUCACCAAAGGUAAAAUUCGAGUCGGAGGACGUCGAGGACCGGAUAUCAAAAUGCAUCCCGGGUCUUAAUGCACGGUGCAUCACGCGACAGAAGAGCAUGCGGAGAACGACUAGAUGUCGGGGCUACUUUGGAAAAGGAAUAUUAGACCGAGCGAUGGACGAGCAGAAGCCGGGCUAGAGACGGAUUGGGAAGGUAAGGCGGCGGUGGCGGAGCAAAAUGGAAGAUUGGGUGCUGUGCUGUUGAGAUGUUGCGCUGGGG
[Torrubiella] hemipterigena is the source of this 3561-nucleotide messenger RNA. Lineage: Eukaryota; Fungi; Ascomycota; Sordariomycetes; Hypocreales; Clavicipitaceae. The record is from the annotation of a GenBank genome assembly.